AUAAUGGACUUGGCAGGACGCCUCCUAUGGGAUGGAGUACUUGGAAUUAUUUUCAAUGUGGUGUUAAUGAAAACCUGCUUAAAGAGGCCGCCGAUGCUAUGGUUGAUUUAGGAUUCUUGAAAGCUGGCUAUAGAUAUUUAAAUCUUGAUGAUUGUUGGGAAGGAACCAGAGAUAAAAAUGGGUAUAUCAAUACCGAUCCAAAAACAUUUCCUGGCGGUAUUAAAGCCCUUUCGGAUUAUGCGCAUUCAAAAGGAUUAUUAUUUGGGAUUUAUAGUGAUGCUGGACGUUUGACUUGUGCUAAGCGCAUUGGAUCUCUUGGUUACGAGGAUAAGGAUGCACAAAGAUUUGCUGAAUGGGGGAUAGACUUUCUAAAAUAUGAUAAUUGUCACAAUGAUGGUUCACCAGAGAGAAUACGAUAUGAGAAAAUGGGAAGGGCACUUAAUGAGACUGGAAGGCCAAUUUUCUAUAGUAUAUGUGAAUGGGGGAAAAGCAAACCUUUUCUUUGGGCUAAACAAGUUGGCAAUAGCUGGAGGACGACUCUUGACAUUAGAGCAUCCUGGGCGUCUAUUACAUCAAUUAUACAAAGGCAACAAAUGAUUACUAAAUAUGCAGGACCAGGAGGCUGGAAUGAUCCUGAUAUGCUUCAAGUAGGUAAUGGUUAUCUUACUUUAGAUGAACAAAAAAGUCAUUUUGCUAUAUGGGCUGCUUUGAAAGCACCCUUAAUACUUGGAUUUGAUAUAAGAAAUCCACCUGCGGAUGCAAUGGAAUUGGUGUUAAAUGAGGAAAUAAUAGCUGUGAACCAAGAUCCUCUUGGAAUAUCCGUGUCCAUCGUUCAUCGUACACUUUUUUAUGAUAUCUGGACCGGACCACUAAGUGAUGGUUACGUUGCAGUUCUGUUUAAUCGUGGAGAAGUUCCACGAGUCAUUACAUUACAUUUUGCAUCUCAUUGUAAUCUUGAAGGUGAAAUUAUGGUUCGUGAUCUUUGGGAACGUGCUGAUAAAGGAGUUUUUAGAACAAGUCCCAAGACAUGGUGUAACGAUUUUAAAGCUUACAGGUGGCAUGCCAGUUAA
Racocetra persica is the source of this 1070-nucleotide messenger RNA. The record is from the annotation of a GenBank genome assembly. Lineage: Eukaryota; Fungi; Glomeromycota; Glomeromycetes; Diversisporales; Gigasporaceae.